CAUCACCACCUGAUCCUAUCGCCCGUUCGCGGCCUUCAACCACCACAACUUUGUCAGCCAUUCUGGCUUAAUUUGUUUAUUUUCAAUCUCUCACCAUGUUUCCUACCGCCGCCCGUCUCUCCCAAGCGGUUCGUGUUACGCUCUUCACCCGGCUCGGCUGCGGACUGUGCGACACGGCAAAACACGCCGUAACUCAAUUACACAAACGGCGGCCCUUCGAAUACUCCGAAUUGGAUAUUAUGGUCCCCACCAACAAGCCCUGGAAGGAUGUUUAUGAGUUCGAUGUCCCUGUCUUACAUGUUCAAUCAGUCAAGGGUCAAUUGGAAAACGGAGAAGCCGACCUCUCCGAUCCAAAGAAGCUGUUCCAUCGGUUCACCGAGCAAGAAGUCGAAACUUUGGUCGACGAGGCCGAGAAGGCGAAAUCAUGAAUUCUAAACCACAUUUAGCUAAUUGAGCCAUAUCUCAAUUCAACCUCCUAUACCCUCCAUUUCAAAUAUUCCUCAGAAUUACGAGUGAGUGAGAUGUGAGGAGUCGUUCGACCUUGUGUCGUCUAGACAUGCCGGGAUACAAUUCCGAGUGAUCCCUUGUUUCAGCCCCGAGAAUCAUGCGCAAAGGAUCGUCUGCCUCUUCAAUGUAUCCAAACCUUCGUGAUAAUCCCAGUCGAUCCCGACUUUAAUGCACGUCGUCCUUCUCCGAUGACUAGGAAGGUGUCGCAUACCAAUGUCGGCUCCUUCAUUCAGCGGCAGAAGGGUGGAUAUGCGCGUCGUGGCCGGUUAGUCGUUGGUAGGGGUUAAUGGGAUGAGUAGAUAAAACUAGGUAUCUGAGAGUAGCUAAGGUGUUAA
Molecule: messenger RNA, 842 nt
Organism: Aspergillus caelatus
Lineage: Eukaryota; Fungi; Ascomycota; Eurotiomycetes; Eurotiales; Aspergillaceae
Product: glutaredoxin family protein
Exons: 1
Coding region: 96-428 (110 amino acids)
Source: RefSeq, a predicted model, not a curated record